UAGCAGGCGUGUGGACAGGUGAUAGUUAAAAGUUUCUUUUGAAAAUCUGGUAGUCUUUGAAGAACAAUGAAGUUACUUAUGGGUUUUGUGCUUUUGUCGGCGCUGGGCGCUGCUCUGGCUCUGCCGCUGCAAUCAACAGUUGAGGAAGAUCCUGAGUUGACGGCUGGUUACUUCGAAGGUGACAUUGUUUUGGAAUCAAACCAACGUAAUGGUUUGCGCAAUGAAACUAGGCGUUGGCCAGAUAAUCUUGUCUACUACAAAUUCAGUGAGGGAUUCUUCGAUAAUGAUCAUAAGAAUCAUAUACUGCGCGGCAUGGAGAUCGUGCAGGAAGUAUCAUGCAUCCGUUUCCAGGAGGCUACCGAGGAUCAGUCUUAUUAUAUCAACAUCACCGGCUUAAGUGGUGGCUGCUACUCAAGCGUCGGUUGGCAGAACGGCGUUCGUUCGUAUAAUCUGCAGGUUUAUCCCUUGGAUACGGGUUGCUUCCGUCUCGGUACCAUUGUGCAUGAGCUCUUGCACACGCUCGGUUUCUAUCACAUGCAGAGUGCCGCGAAUCGCGAUGACUACGUUCGCAUUGACACGGAGAACAUUCAAGCUGGCACGGAGCACAACUUUAAUAAGUACGACGAAGAUUUCGUCGAUGAUUUUGAUGAGGAAUACGAUUACGGCAGUGUGUUGCAUUAUUCGGCGUAUGCGUUCUCUGCUAACGGCAAAAUGACGAUAGUGCCUUUGAGAGAGGAAGAAGCCAGUGUCAUGGGUCAACGUCGUAGCUUAAGUCAAAGUGAUAUAAACAAGUUGAAUAUUAUGUACCGUUGUCCUUUGAAAGUAUAAUACUCAUAUUAUAGACAAUUUUGCAAUGAAAGGCAAAGUACAGUUUUAAAUAACUUUCGGAAA
Messenger RNA from Bactrocera tryoni, 891 nucleotides. Its product is annotated as seminal metalloprotease 1-like. The transcript is spliced from 2 exons. Gene Ontology annotation, molecular function: metalloendopeptidase activity; zinc ion binding. Gene Ontology annotation, biological process: proteolysis. The coding region runs from base 67 to 828 and encodes 253 amino acids. Lineage: Eukaryota; Metazoa; Arthropoda; Insecta; Diptera; Tephritidae. The record is from RefSeq and is a predicted model, not a curated record.